UUACAAAACAAUAAGGUUAUGAAGGUCGAAAAGCAAACGUGUUUUGUUUAACUGGAGCCGGACACGUCCUGUGACCCUCGCGUAGAAAUGACGGACAAGGAUUUCAGGCUGUUGGAGGGCGAAAAGCCGAAAAACGCAACCGAGAAGGAGCCAAAGUCGAUCAGGCUCAAUUUGGAGCUGAAGAACGGCGAAGAGGACCACUGCCCCAUCUUCAACUACUACAACCUCAUCCAAAAGCGGAAGCACGACAUAUCGGACGGCGUACGCGACAACGUCGACCAGAUGGACAAACAGCGUAGCGUGUCUUACGCACAGCUCGGAGCCGGCUACGACGAAAACGAUUCGUUCAUAGACAACACCGACCUCCAGGACGAAGGGAUGCCGGAAAACCUGGACACCAAGCGAGGAGGGUUCUACGUCAAUUACGGAAAACUUGAGUUCACCAAAGUCUGCGACGGGAUCCACUUUUGACGAGCCGGAAAGAAUUUUAUCACGGCACAAUUUUCAACACGGUUUAUCUUUCUUAAUUUUCUUCUUUUUUUUUUAAUUUUGUGUUCAAUUGAAUUGAUUAAACCAAAGCCUCGUCUGAUGGUACACAGUUUGAUCCAUGACUUCACGAAUGGUCGAGCCAGAAGAAAUCGAACCUACAUCGAGCUAGGUUGGCCGAAGAAAGUCGAAACUCCCACCACUAUAUUCGGUUCACCAUUUAUAAUAAGGCUGAGUUAUUUUUGUUUUGUAUUUAAGAAUUAAUAUUGUAGAAUAUUGACUAGACUUUUUUUAAAUGUUCUUGUAUAAUAAGCAAAUAAAGAGAACUUGUCUUUUGCCA
Messenger RNA from Cimex lectularius (bed bug), 826 nucleotides. Its product is annotated as yemanuclein-like. Lineage: Eukaryota; Metazoa; Arthropoda; Insecta; Hemiptera; Cimicidae. The transcript has a single exon. The coding region runs from base 88 to 471 and encodes 127 amino acids. The record is from RefSeq and is a predicted model, not a curated record. Gene Ontology annotation, cellular component: nucleus.